Messenger RNA from Vicugna pacos (alpaca), 1200 nucleotides. Its product is annotated as olfactory receptor 4F3/4F16/4F29-like. Gene Ontology annotation, cellular component: membrane. NCBI's taxonomy places the organism in Eukaryota, Metazoa, Chordata, Mammalia, Artiodactyla, Camelidae. Gene Ontology annotation, molecular function: G protein-coupled receptor activity; olfactory receptor activity. The record is from RefSeq and is a predicted model, not a curated record. Gene Ontology annotation, biological process: G protein-coupled receptor signaling pathway.
UUAUAGGUGUUCUGGCCGUAUGAAAUGAGGCAAUAUUUUCAUGCAAUCACUGACUCCCCACAAAGUUGAUAUCUUCUUUAUUCUCUUUUCCAGGUAAAACUGUACUAUCUCUGCUUGCAGCGGCAAUGGGUGGAGCCAACCGCUCUGUCGUGUCUGAGUUUGUGUUCCUGGGACUCUCCAAUUCUUGGGAGAUCCAGCUCCUUCUCUUCCUCUUUUCCUCUGCAUUCUAUGUGUCAAGCCUGAUGGGAAACCUCCUCAUUGUGUUCUCUGUGAGCUCUGACCCUAACUUGCACUCCCCCAUGUACUUUCUGCUAGCCAAUCUCUCUUUUCUUGACGUGGGGGUUUGCUCUAUUGCCGCUCCCAAAAUGAUUUAUGACAUUUUCAGAAAGCGCAAAGCCAUCUCUUUUGGGGGCUGUAUAGCUCAGAUCUUCUUUAUUCAUGCUAUUGGGGGCACAGAAAUGGUGCUGCUCAUUGCCAUGGCCUUUGACAGAUACGUGGCCAUAUGUAAGCCUCUCCACUACCUGACCAUCAUGAGCCCACAAACAUGCAUUUUAAUUUUGGCUGCUGCCUGGGUCCUUGGCCUCAUCCACUCAGUGGCCCAACUGGCUUUUGUUGUAGACUUGCCCUUCUGUGGUCCUAAUGAAUUGGACAGCUUUUAUUGUGACCUCCCUCAACUUAUCAAACUUGCUUGCACAGAGAUCUAUAGACUGGAGUUCAUGGUGACAGCCAACAGUGGACUCAUCUCUGUGGGUUCCUUCUUCAUACUGAUUAUUUCUUAUAUCUUCAUUCUUGUCACUGUUUGGAAACACUCCUCAGGUGGUUUAUCAAAGGCUCUCUCCACUUUGUCAGCUCAUGUCACUGUGGUGGUUUUAUUCUUUGGGCCAUUAAUCUUCUUCUAUACUUGGCCCUUCCCCUCAUCACACUUGGACAAGUUUCUUGCUAUCUUUGAUGCAGUUCUCACUCCUUUUCUGAAUCCAGUGAUCUACACAUUCAGGAACAAGGAGAUGAAGGCAGCAAUGAAGAAACUCUGCCAUCAGCUUGUGAGUUACAGGAAUAUGAACUAAAUACUCUAAAUAUAAAGAAAUUUAGCUCUUCCCUCAAUGACAACAGAAAAAAAUGAUGUCAUUAAAAUUUUAGAUCUCUAAGAAUUUUAUGUACUAGGUUACAUUUAGGCAUUUACCACAUUACUGUGUAUCUCUA